UGGAAUACUUUUGGGCCACUAACUAAGAUUUUUCAUUUUUCAACGCAUUGACUUGAAUUGACAGUUGGGAUUUGCUAGUAUAGCGCGCUGCACGAAUCUCUGUACCGAAUUACAGGAACCCAAAAACCUUCCUUACUUUCCCUUCCCAUUUCUUCUCCCAGCUAUCUGUUACUUCCCUCUCCCACUCUCCAGGACUCCUCGAUCUCCUCCCGCCAAAUCUCGCCGUCUCUCUGCCUUCCGAUCAUGCCGGAGCUGGCGGAGACCUACGCUUGCGCGCCGUCGACGGAGCGCGGGAGAGGAAUUCUCAUCUCCGGCCAUCCCAAGUCCAACUCCAUCUUGUACACAAACAACCGCUCAGUCCUAAUUCUCAACCUCGACAACCCUCUCGACGUCUCCGUCUACGGCGAGCACGCCUACCAGGCAACCGUCGCUAGAUUCUCGCCCAAUGGAGAGUGGAUCGCCUCCGGUGAUGCUUCCGGCUCCGUCAGGAUCUGGGGGGCCUACAACGACCACGUUUUGAAGAAGGAGUUCAAGGUCUUGACUGGCCGGAUCGACGAUCUUCAGUGGUCCCCUGACGGGCUCAGGAUUGUUGCCGCAGGCGACGGCAAGGGCAAAUCGCUGGUUCGAGCUUUCAUGUGGGAUUCGGGCACAAAUGUCGGGGAAUUCGAUGGGCAUUCCAGGCGAGUUUUGAGCUGUGCGUUCAAGCCGACGAGGCCGUUUCGAAUUGUGACUUGUGGGGAGGACUUCUUGGUCAACUUCUAUGAAGGGCCUCCAUUUAAGUUCAAGCUUUCUCACAGGGAUCAUUCGAAUUUCGUCAAUUGUGUAAGAUUUUCCCCAGAUGGUAGCAAGUACAUUAGUGUUAGUUCUGACAAGAAAGGACUCAUAUUUGACGGAAAGACUGCUGAGAAGAUUGGGGAAUUGGCUUCGGGGGAGGGUCACAAGGGCAGUAUCUAUGCUGUUAGCUGGAGUCCUGAUAGCAAACAGGUGCUUACUGUUUCUGCUGACAAGUCUGCAAAAGUGUGGGAAAUCUGUGGCGAUGGUAGCGGGAAAUUGAAGAAGACAUUGACUUGUGGAGAAUCGGGUGGAAUUGAUGAUAUGCUAGUUGGUUGUCUUUGGCAGAAUGACCAUCUUGUCACAGUUUCUCUUGGGGGGACAAUUAGUAUUUUCUCUGCAAGUGAUCUUGAUAAGAGUCCUGUCCAAAUAUCUGGACACCUGAAGAAUGUUACUUCUUUAGCUGUCCUUAACAGUGUUCCCAAGACUAUACUGUCAAGUAGCUAUGAUGGUUUGAUAAUUAGGUGGAUUCAGGGAACUGGGUACAAUGGUAAAUUGCAGAGGAAGGAAACUAGUCAAAUCAAAUCCUUAGCUGCUAUUGACGAAGAGAUUGUUACUUCUGGAUUUGACAAUAAGAUAUGGCGAGUUAAGUUAAGUGGAGAUUCAGAUUCCGUCGACAUUGGGAGUCAACCAAAAGACUUCAGCCUUGCUCUUAACUGCCCCGAGCUAGUUUUGGUCACAAUUGAUUCUGGUGUUGUCAUGCUUCAUGGUACAAAAGUUGUUUCAACCAUCAAUCUUGGGUUUCCCGUAACUGCAUCUGCAGUUGCACCAGAUGGAUCUGAAGCAAUCAUAGGUGGGCAAGAUGGCAAGUUGCAUGUCUAUUCUAUCAGAGGUGAUACACUUACAGAAGAAGCUGUGCUUGAAAAGCAUCGAGGUGCUAUCACUGUGAUUGAUUACUCUCCAGAUACAUCCAUGUUUGCUUCUGGUGAUUCAAAUAGAGAAGCUGUAAUUUGGGAUCGGGUCUCGAGAGAGGUGAAGCUCAAGAACAUGUUGUACCACACAGCCCGGAUAAACUGCCUAUCCUGGUCUCCCGACAAUCGGAUGAUCGCCACAGGAUCACUCGACACAUCCAUCAUCGUAUAUGAACUGGACAAGGCAGUUUCUAGUAGGAUGACCAUCAAGGGAGCUCACCUGGGUGGGGUUUAUGGAUUGGCUUUUGUUGAUGACUGCAGCGUGGCAAGUUCUGGAGAGGAUGCUUGUAUUCGUGUUUGGAGGUUAACUUAACCCCUCACGGAAAAGAACAUUGAAGGGAUCUCCGCAGGGUUGAAGUUGAAUGGAAUCAAGCUUGUGCUUAUCCACCUUGAGUUGUGUUGGAAUUUCGUGUGCUAGCUUAGCUGACAAGCUCUCUUGAUCAGGUUACAAUCGAACAGGUAUGAGCGUUAGCAGUACGAGUGUCUGUCCGUAGGUUGUUGUAAAGUAGUGUUCCAGGUGACUCAACCAAUUGUUGGAAUGUCUGGAUGAUGCAUACUUGAGUAUGAACCGCGUAGUGUUGUACAAGCGUGAUUGAGCUAUAUGCAGUUUGGGAGUCGGAGGAAGGUUGAACCCGUUUUCAUUGGUGUUCUGGCUUUCAGGGACAAUGCCUGGGUAUGGUUCCGUAUUUCUGUGAGGCCGUGUGGUUUGCUGGCAAAUGUAAUGUGAGCUAUAUUACUUUCCUGGUCUUGCCUCUUCUUACCGUUUGUUGUGUUUUCUGGUUCGUUGUCUGUUGUAUGUAUCAAAGAGAGAUUCAGAGUUUGGGUUCCAUUCCAAGGAGACACCUAUUUGAGGGCUUUUGCCUUGAUAUGGGAGUGAUUAUUGUUUGUUGUUUCAACUAUUUAUUUAAUUGCCAAGCUUCAUUGAUAUUGCUGGUUAGAAGAAGUGAAAGCAUUUCCUUCUUUGGGAGAUAAAUCUGUGGUGAUAAGUAGGGGUGGCUAUUUGGUUUUAUCCGAAAUCGGACUAAAUAACCCGGAUCGAGACCGGGCCGGGAUCUGAUAGCAAACAAUCAAAUCACAUUUUUGGGCUAAGAGUUGAGGUAAAAAACCGUUCGGGAUCGGACGGAAAACUGGAUAAGAGAACCCAACAUCUAAAACUUAACCAACUCCUCAUCCUUUCAGGCUGCUCAAAUCCUCACAAGCUCAAUUUAAAAUCAAGACCGAAUUGGGAUCGGACAGGAUCAAGAUCGGACUGUAUCCAAUCCAAUCUUUAGUCUUUAUUAUUCGGAAAAGACCAAACUGGGACCGGAACAAUUCGGGUCAAUUUAACCGGACCGGACCGUAUAGCCACCCCUAGUGAUAAGUCGAUCCGGUUGAGCUAGUUCCCCCUGUCGAGCAUCUUUUUCUUUCAUUUCUCUCGUCUGAAAAAUCUAGGGUUAUAGGUAUAAUAUGCCCCUCUACUAUGACGUUUUAUCAAACAUGCCCCUCUACUAUUUCUUACAUCAAAUAUACCCUUGUACUUUGAAAAAACUAUCAACCAUGCCUUUUAGACGACCCAACAUCGGGAAAUGGGAGGGAAAACGUCUGUUUUGUCCCCUGUUUUGUUUUCCUUGGUCUUCUCAAAGUGAAAUUAUUUGAAUGAUUUGAUUAUAGUAUCAUACAAAAGAACCAAAAAAAAUUCUAAAGUGAAUUUAUUAGGGAUAUUUUAGUCAUUUGUGUCGCCCAAACUAAAGUUCGGCCUUGGUUAAAGGUUUUUUAUGAAAAUUUUAACAAAAGAGCAUGUUUGAUUAUUUUUACAAAGUACAGGAGCAUGUUUGAUGUAAAAAAUAGUAAAGGGACGUGUUUGAUAAAACGUCAUAGUAAAAUGGCAUAUUAUACCUAUAACCCAAAAAUCUACUAGUUCGAAUGCCUUUUACUAUCACCAAGAGUGAAUGAGAAUCACGAAGGGCACAUUAUACCCAUAACCCUACGAAAAAGUUGGCAAUCAACAAGAGAAUCACGAAUUCAGAGAGCAGGGCAAUGUCCUAAUCUCAAUAAUCGUCUGAGAAAAGAUUUAUCUUGUCCCUUAAUCCAUUUUCUUAAGUAUAAUAUAACCAAACGAUAAGGGUAUAACCCGAUCCUGAUUGCCGUGGUUAAACGUCAUUUUCAUUGUAGGACCCCGGGCGGGUUGACUAGUGUAGUGUGAUGAGGAGCACGUGAAAACAGGGUGUCGUAUUGGUUGCCCAAAAUUUUGGCUCUAGGUAAGGGGAAUCUCUGACGGUCCCAUGAUUCAUUAUUGAGUGAGUCCGAGUGCAAUUUACGAGAGCGAGAGAUAUAUCUCUUCCGUUCCGUGAGUCCAAUCCACAUAUUGGAUUGGAUGUCCGUUUCUCUUUUAUUACUUUGGUCCCCGUCCCUCCAUUGAUUCCUUCCUUCCACCUUCCGCUGUACACUACAGAAUUGAAUAAUUGCAGUUGAAUUCUUUCUUUGUGUUCUUGACGUUUCUCCUUACGGCCGGUACUGAUCUUUCUUCACAUUCACACGUUGCCCCGUUUUGAACCUCAUUUGUUUCGACGCAAGCAAACUCAACUCAUGAUGCCAUGGCUUGGCGAGUAGAAGUUAGUAAUGUAAUGUACUUGGACACGUGGCCGGGUAUGUAUGAUUGUUUUGUUUGUCUAGAUUAAUACUUAGCUUGGGUUCGGUUUAACUUGUUUGGUUGGGUUAUGAGGUUUUCUGUAACAUUUUUUAUUUGAGUCCUUUGGCUGAUUGUGUGCGUUGGAUGUCUGAACAUGAACAAGAGUAGACGGAUUUAACAUUUUGCUAUUAUACCGUGAUAUAUAGUUGAACAUGAGUGAUUUUUAUUCUAGCAAGAGAUUGCUCUAAAAAAAUAUAGGACAAAUACUCAUCUUGGCUUGGAAGAUCACAUUUUGUUAUAUAUAGUUUGAAUUGGGCGAUUGAUUUGAAAAAAGUAUUUCCAUGAUGGUCACUAUUGUGUUGUGUUGUGUUGUGUAACCUUUUUUCAAAGCCCGGUAGCCAUUUCGUUACCUAUCCCAGCUUGAGUAACUACUUUGGCCAAUUACCCUUAUACACCACCGUAUAAGAACACUCCACUUGAACACAUUCUUUGACGGGUGACACAGGGGACCAUGGACCAUACUCAAGUUGUUAUUCAACUUGAAUUUUGCUAUAUAUCAUUCUUAAGAGCUACGCAUCAAUCACGUCAAAAUCAACACACUUAAUCAAGCGUAUUACCGGUA
This is a messenger RNA of Linum trigynum, 4972 nucleotides long. Lineage: Eukaryota; Viridiplantae; Streptophyta; Magnoliopsida; Malpighiales; Linaceae. The record is from the annotation of a GenBank genome assembly.